Messenger RNA from Trematomus bernacchii (emerald rockcod), 6988 nucleotides. RefSeq names its product ubiquitin-conjugating enzyme E2O (gene ube2o). The record is from RefSeq and is a predicted model, not a curated record. Lineage: Eukaryota; Metazoa; Chordata; Actinopteri; Perciformes; Nototheniidae. The transcript is spliced from 23 exons. Bases 118 to 4218 code for a protein of 1366 amino acids.
GACGCAGCUAUCCGUAGCGGCGACGUAAACACGUGCACAUCGCUGCUUCCAGGUUACCGUUUUUCUCAUUGCACCGUCAGGCUCGCGCUCCAGCAUCACUCCCUGACAACAGCAGCGAUGGCGGAGCCCGCAGCAUCGGAUGCGGUGGCCACAGCAGCCUCCACGACCCCGGGCCUCUCCCCGGCAGCCAGCCCGGGAUCAGAGCCUCCCUCCCUGGCUCUGUCUCCCACGGCGGACGGCUCCCAGCGGCUGCUCUUCUCCCACGACCUGGUCUCUGGGCGGUAUCGCGGCUAUGUCCGUUUCGGCCUCGUACGGAUGAUCCAGGGUGAGGAGGAAUUUAACUCAGACUCGGACCUCGAUGACGAUGGCGGCGGCGGUGGUGGAGGAGGAGGCGGAGAAGGACGAGGAGUCCCCGGUGGGUCGGACGCUGAGAGCGCUGUGGACAUCCCGAGUCGGCCUCUGUGUCGGGGAUUUGUCCGCGUCCAGUGGUACCCUGAAGGAGGAAAGCAGGACAUCAAGGAGACAAAGCUGAAACUUGAAGAUCGAUCCAUCGUCAUCAGAGAUAUCGUGCGACGAAACAACUCAAAUGAUAACCAGUGUGGUAUUGUGACCAACAUUGACAUCGAGUGUGCGGUGAAACUGGUGGGAACAAACUGUGUUCUGUAUCCAGUGAACAGCAGAGACCUGCAGCACAUCUGGUCUUUUAUGUAUGGAGAUUACAUCGCCUACGACUUCUGGCUGGGGAAAGUGUACGACCUGACUAAUCACAUCAUCCUCAAGCUCUCCAACGGAGCAAGGUGCUCCAUGAGUGUGGAGGACGGAGCGAAGCUUUACGACGUCUGUCCACAUGUCAGUGACUCGGGUCUUUUCUUCGACGAGGCGUAUGGUUUCUACCCGGGUCAGGUGCUGAUUGGCCCCGCCAAAGUCUUCUGUAACGUUCAGUGGCUGUCGGGGGUCAAACCCGUCCUCAGCAGGAAGUGCAAGUUCAGGGUGGUGGUGGAAGAGGUGAAAGUGGUCGAGCUGAAGGUGACGUGGAUCACGAAGAGCUUCUCCCCCAAAGGUUCAGACAGCGUCUAUCCCCCCCCCUCCACCAUCCCACAGGAGAGUCUCUGCCGGGUGCGGCGUCUAGGAUACUACGACCACACCCAGAGGCAGCUGGGAGAACGGGCCCUGUAUGUGUUCCCCGCCAAGGGGGACGCCACCCGCAUCACCUGUGAAGGACCCGAGGGCGCCCCUGUCAUGCCUGAAGACCCCGUGGCUAGAAAGUUGAAAAGGAUGUUCAAGAAAGAUUCGGGGAAGAAGACGGAGAACGCUGACGCACAAGGGGAGCACAAAUCGGAGCAGGACGACCCGUCUAAUCCCAACAACAACAACGGCCACGUGGUCCCGGGUCAGAACCCUGCGGACUCCCAGAACCCCAACGACAGCUCGGCUGAACACGGCGAGCAGGACGCUGACGACGAGGCUGCAGAGGACACUGACGAUACCUGCUCUCUGACGUCAUCGGCCAGCUCCACAGCUUCCUCUCAGAGCGGCGGUCUGGGAGCAAACCGCAAGAAGAGCGUCCCUCUCUCCAUCCGGAACCUGAAGAGGAAGCACAAGAAGAAGAGGACCAAGUUCUCCCGCGAGUUCAAGCCUGGUGACCGGGUUGCAGUGGAAGUUGUAUCAACAAAGACCACGUCUGAUGUGAUGUGGAAGGACGGGCGCUUGGAGAAAGGGAUCAGAUCAAACGAGCUCAUCCCCAUCCAGCACCUCGACAGCCAUGAGUUUUGUCCCGGGGACUUCGUAGUCGACAAAAGACCCCAAGCCCUCCUGGACCCGGGGGUGUACGGUGUGAUCCAGUCCGGUGAUCACAAAGGCAGAACAUGUGUCGUCAAGUGGAUCAAACUCAACUCCAGCAGCGACGACGUGGAGGUUUUUGGUAUGGAGGAGGAUGUCAGCGUGUACGACAUCACAGAUCAUCCAGAUUUCCAUUUCCGCACCACAGACAUCGUCAUCAGAAUAUGGAACUCGGAGAACGGAAACAACGACUGUGAGAAUGAGACGUCAGUGGGCCAGGUGUCCCGGGUGGAUGUGAGCAGCAAGGUGGAGGUGGUGUGGGCGGAUAACUCCAUGACCAUCGUCCUGCCACAGCACCUCUACAACGUGGAGUCUGAGAUCGAGGAGACGGACUACGACUCGGUGGAGGAGACGAGCAGCGUGCUGUCCACUGAGGAGUGGGAGGACGAGAGCGACAGCUGGGAGACGGACAACGGCCUCACCACGGAGGACGACAGCCACAUCCACAACACAGACGCCACCGACACGGUGACCCCCACCCCCACCCCCACCGGCUCCUCAAUGUUCAUCAUCCCCCCUCUAGAGGGAGGCAAAGCUGGGGUCACCAGCCCCUCUAAAGGGGCCACUGGAGAGGAGGGGGAGGCGUCUGUAGCUGCUGCGAGCCCUGCUUCUGCUGGAGGAACCACUCCAGGAGCAGUGAACGGAGCGGAGAAGCCCGGUAAAGAGGGUUCCUCUCGGGGCUUCAGGGAGCUGAAGGAGGCGCUGAAGAUCCUGGAGAGCCUGAAGAACAUGACUGUGGAGCAGCUCUGGACCGGAGGGUCUCCCACCUCCCCGACCUCCGCUGAACCCGCCUCCACCACCAGCGUAGCAAGCUCAGUGACGCCCACCGUACCAGAGAAGCCGACCAAGGAGAAACGUUUCCUGGACGACAUCAAGAAGCUGCAGGAGAACCUGAGGAAGACGCUGGACAACGUCGCCAUCGUGGAGGAGGAGAAGAUGGAGGCUGUGGUGGAGGCAGGGGGCGCAGGAGCAGCGACAGAGGUAGAGCGAGUGGGAGAGGAGAAGCCUCAGCAGGACCCCCAGACCCCGGUGGGAGGAGGGGAGUGGCCCAGCGAAUUUCUCAGUGACACCCCGGUACUGUGCCAGCAGAGCGGAGGGAAGCCCGGCGUCACCUUCACCAGCGCCAGGGGGGAGGUGUUCUCUGUGCUGGAGUGGGCCCCAGACACACAAUCGUUUUAUAAAAUGGAGUUUCAGCCAGCGGAGGCAAAGAAGUUCUUCAGCACAGUGAGGAAGGAAAUGGCUCUGCUCGCAACGUCCCUGCCCGACGGCAUCAUGGUCAAAACAUUUGAAGAUCGCAUGGACCUGUUCUCGGCUCUGAUCAAAGGUCCGACUCGGACGCCCUACGAGGACGGUCUGUUCGUGUUUGACAUCCAGCUGCCCAACAUCUACCCCUCGGUGCCGCCUCUGUUCCGCUACCUGUCGCAGUGCAGCGGCCGCCUCAACCCCAACCUCUACGACAACGGCAAGGUUUGCGUCAGCCUGCUGGGAACCUGGAUCGGAAAGGGCACUGAGAGAUGGACCAGCAAGUCCAGUCUGCUUCAAGUCCUCAUCUCUAUACAAGGCCUUAUCCUGGUCAACGAGCCGUACUAUAACGAGGCGGGCUUCGACAGCGACCGAGGCCUUCAGGAAGGAUACGAGAACAGCCGCUGCUACAACGAGAUGGCCCUGAUCAAGAUGGUGCAGACGAUGACGCAGCUGCUGCAGCACCCGGUGGAGGUCUUCAAGCAGGAGAUCCAGGAGCACUUCGCCUCCAACGGCUGGCGGCUCGUCUACCGGCUGGAGGCGUGGCUGGAGCUGCACGAAGGCGCCGAGCGGGGCCAGGCGGCGCACAUGGCCUCCAGAGCCCACCGACCCUCAUCAGUGGAGCCUCUGGACGAGCAGGGGCCCGUAGCGGUGGCCCACAGCAGCCCCAGUAAGCCUGGGGAGGAGGGGGUCGCAGGAAAAGGGGUGACCAGUAUUAUUGAGGAGGAGCUGGAGGACUCAGGGCUGAGCCCCUCCACCACAGCCGCCUCUCAGCAGGAGCUGAGCCAGAACUCAGACUGCGACAGCCAGCAGGGGGUCUCCUCUGCCGGCGGGGAGACCAAGACGGGCUCGGUGGUCCGCGGCCCGGCGUCAGAGCCCGCCCCGGCCAGCGCAGGAGGGACGGGCUCCGUGGGAAGCCAGCCGGUGGUGCGACCAAAGAAACGAAGAAAGAGCUACAGGAGUUUCCUCCCGGAGGGCGGCGGGUACCCGGACCUCGGCUUCCCGCUCUUCCCGCUCUCUAAGGGCUUUGUGAAGAGCGUGCGGGGGGUGCUGCUGCAGUACCGCGCCGCGCUGGUCGCCGCCGCCGUCCCCCAGCACACUGAGGACAAUGACUCUUCAGAUGAGUGUGAUGGAUAAAGAGCAGCGAGCCUCACCCAGUUGCACAAACCUGUUGGAGCUGCCCGUCACAGGAACCCUCAUCUGGACGCAGGUAAACAACGAGCUUCUACCAGAGGUCAAAGUUUCUCUUUUGGCCUCAGCAGGACUUUAGUGGAGCUGAUUUGGACGCAUAAAGAACUGACUGAGACGGAGAAUCAGUGCCAUGGACUCUCUUCCACCUAGCCUCCAGCAGCAUCCGCCACAUGUGUGGGGGAUUUGUUAACCACUCUCUAUCAGCCUGAAAACUGUUAAGCAGACUUGUUAUCAUUGCUGCAUUUUGGACGAGAUCAAAGAUGGCUGAAAAACUGAAGACCCAGCGCCUCCUGGGGGUCUUUCUGUAGCACUACUGAUGUCCUCUCUGCACCGUCCUGCACUACAACACCCAACGGACAGUCUGGUCUGGGAGAGGAGACGCACUGACCAGGAGGACUCUUUUUAAAUAGAAAUCACUGGUUGUACGCUUUCUGCCAAAUGCUCUCUGUCCAAAAACACACACACACACACACACACACACACACACACACAAUAUUCAAGUAGAGCAUACUGAAUGUCAGUAAAACUGCCAACCACAACAGCUUCACCGCUUCUUCCACUUUAGUGAACUCGCUGGUAUUUUCCUACGCCAAGCACCCGCACUGAACCACGCCGCAAACACCGAGUGACAAAGUUUACACACGGAUCACCUCCGGGGUCAGGCUGUGUGUGUGUGCGUGUGUGUGUGUGUGUGUGUGUGUGUGUAGAGGAGCCAGCCAGGCCCGGGACGACAGUCAGCUCUGCGUGGAGGUGUGUGUGUGCUCGAAGCUUAAAACUGCAUUCAAAAGCUCCUUUCACUUUCCGUAGGAUUUAGCAAAACGUGUUCCCUCACCAAAACGCAACAUGUGCUUUUUGACGCUUUUUAAUUCGUUUUACACACAGACGCUUGAAGUGUUACAGUUUCAGAGCCAAGCUUUACCCACAAUGCUCCACUCUUCUGUGACUGACGUGAACCCACAUCACAUGCAAAUGCCACCAUUUCAAGAUGAAAUGGAAGUCAAACAUACAGGAUCCAUUCCGUUCAUCUCAUUUCAACAUGUUGCCUUACUUGAAUUGUUGUUAAUCAUUUCAGAUCAUUGUACAGAGUCACGCUUUAAACAUUAACACACACACACACACACACACACACACACACACAGGCCGAGACACACUCCAACAACCACUCAGACCCCGCUCCAGUGUUUCUGAUAGUGCAGACUGCGGUCAUAGCUGUAUCCUGAUUGUUCCUCUCCAAAUUGCACGUGCAGAGUUGAAUAACAUCAGAUUACAAACUACAUUAAGUAUGCUGCUGAAGCUUAGAUUAUAUUAUCCUGUUUUGCUUUAUUUAUUUUUUCCCUAUCAUUCCGUGUUCACCCUGGCUUGAGCGUCUUAUCCCAUGAAGGUGAAUGGUGAGAGAAAAUGACACAAAUAACAGCACACAGACGACAUCAUGUAUUUCUCUAUCUGUCAUUUGUUAAUUGGAUAAACUAAAUCAUGGUUUUAUUUACCAAGUUGCAUGAAACUCUUGCUUUGCCACCGAUUGCGCUGAAACUGUGAAAGAAAGUGAAACUCACCUUUGGGUCCAUCCGUGCUUCCUGGGAAUGAUCAGAGCAGUCUUUGUUUACAUUUGUCUUUUUUGAAAUAGCUGCAUCCCACCUCUAACAUAAUGCUCUUUCUUUCUGUCACUAUAUUCUGAUGCUCAUUGAUAUACAUGUGCUAAUACAGCUCAGACUAACCCCUUGUGCUUGCUAGGAUCUGUACACAGGAGAGCGCUGGCUGUGUUUUACUUGAACUUGAAGAGUGUUUCUGAAUGAGAGCACGUUGUGAAGCUCUGAGUGAUGGGAGAGGAUUAAAACCAUGAGCCAAGUGGAAUAAAGGUCAUAUAAAGGUCAUGAAUGAGGGUAGUUUGCUUUGACUUUGUUUUUGUAUACACCCUGACUCUUAAAACUGGCAUUUCUGUAUCUGAUGUGGCGACCAGGCCUCUGACAUUAGUCCUCUUCCUUGGAAUUGAAUAAAUUAUUUUAUUAUUAUUUGUAUUGUGUUGCCUUUAAUGCUACAGGAGGUGUUGCUCCAAGCUGUGGCAUGUAGCCUUGUUUGCUUACUUGCCAUCCUGCCCUCCCCAUUUGCUGCUGUUUGUAAAAUGCCCCCCUUGUGUUUUCAUAAAGAGUUUGGAGCACGGCUGACAUUACUCCUUCAUGUGUCAUAAGUUGCAGAAACAGAAAAUGUGAAGCUAUCUCGCUAGACCUCUAAGCAACACAAAUCUGGCAGGAUAUCAAGCACAUGAUGUACAAUUUUCUGUGUAUGUGUGUAUAUUAUUCAAAUUGAAACCAUUGUUAUUAUUAUUAUUAUUACUGCGAGGAGUUUGUUUUACAGCCAAAGCAUGUAACAUGUUGCUUUAAGCCUUCUGAACGGACUACACAAGACUUGACUGUACGAUGUCUACAUUUCCACAGUGGCCUGUUAUUGAAAUAUUAAAAAAAGAACUAAUAAAGUUAUGAUUUGUAGCCUGAUUCCCUCUGUACAGAUGUCAUGACUAUAUUAAAAUAUAUAUAAAUACAUACAGUGUAUAUAUAUUUAACACAAACCUGAGUUCUAACAAGUCACGUGGAUGCUUGGGGCAUACCUGUACAAAAUGCUGAGCGUGUAUUGUACUUAUGAUUUCAUUUUUUAAUGGUUUACUUUUGUUGCGUUAAGACAACUGUAUAGUGAUGUAUUAAACUUUGCAAGCAGAACCGUA